UCCAAAUUGUCAACAUACCACCGUAUAAUUUGUUAACCUACAAAUUUGAGACUGAUUUGAAGUAGAUUUUAGUCGACCGAAAUUAAAAAUUUCGGCUAAAAUGUACGUUAAACUACAAGAACAAAGGAGUCAAUUAAUUUUCAAUGAUGAAGACCUACCGUAUGAAGAAGAAAUCUUGCGAAAUCCAUAUUCAGUCAAACAUUGGUUAAGAUAUAUCGAUCACAAGAAAAAAUCUCCCAAACAUGAAAUAAAUAUCAUAUUUGAACGAGCGCUGCGGGAAUUACCCGGCUCAUACAAACUAUGGUACAAUUACCUUCGUGGACGUCGGCGGCAAGUAAAAGGUCGGUGUAUAACCGAUCCCGAAUACGAAGAUGUAAACAAUGCAUUUGAACGAGCUCUUGUAUUUAUGCAUAAAAUGCCCCGUAUAUGGAUGGACUAUUGCACGUUUAUGACACUACAAUGCAAAAUUCGUCGAACACGGCAUACUUUCGAUAAGGCUCUACGAGCUUUACCAAUAACACAACAUCAUCGGAUUUGGCCGUUAUAUCUUAGUUUUUUAAAUAAACAUGAUAUCCCUGAAACGGCUAUACGUGUAUAUCGACGGUAUUUAAAAUUAUGCCCUGAAAAUGCCGAAGAGUAUAUCGAAUAUUUAAUAAGUAUUAAUAAGCUUGACGAAGCUGCGGUUGUCUUAGCCGGGAUUGUAAAUAACGAAACGUUUGUAUCGCUUAACGGAAAAUCAAAUCAUCAACUUUGGAACGAGCUAUGUGAGCUGAUAUCGAAAAAUCCAUCACAAAUUAAAUCGUUAAAUGUAGAUGCGAUUAUUCGUGGAGGUUUGCGUCGAUAUACAGAUCAACUAGGUCACUUAUGGAAUUCUUUAGCAGAUUAUUAUGUGCGAAGUGGUUUAUUUGAAAAAGCUCGAGAUAUUUAUGAAGAGGCCAUCCAAACAGUUACAACAGUCCGCGAUUUUACACAAAUAUUCGAUGCAUAUGCUCAAUUUGAAGAACUAAGUUUAAGUAAACGUAUGGAAGAAGUUGCUCAAAUGGAAAAUCCAUCCGAAGAAGAUGAUAUUGAUCUAGAAUUACGUUUAGCACGAUUUGAAUAUUUAAUGGAACGCCGCUUAUUAUUACUCAAUUCUGUUUUACUUCGACAGAAUCCACAUAAUGUACAAGAAUGGCAUAAACGUGUACAGCUUUACGAAGGCAAAGCACAUGAAAUUAUCAAUACGUAUACAGAAGCUGUACAAACAGUACAGCCAAAAUUAGCUGUUGGAAAGCUUCACACACUAUGGAUAUCAUUUGCAAAGUUUUACGAACAAAAUGGACAGAUUGAAGAUGCACGAUUAAUAUUUGAAAAAGCCAUUAAUGUUCCAUUUGUGAAAGUUGAUAAUUUGGCAACGAUAUGGUGUGAAUGGGCUGAAAUGGAAAUUCGAAAUGAAAAUUUUGAGGAAAGUUUACGCUUAAUGCAUCGCGCAACUGCUAUGCCAUCGCGUCGUGUUGCAUAUCACGAUGAAAAUGAAACCGUACAAGCACGAUUGUAUAAAUCGCUUAAAUUGUGGUCAAUGUACGCAGAUUUAGAAGAAAGCUUUGGAACUUUUAAGUCAUGCAAAGCUGUUUAUGACAAAAUCUUAGAUUUAAAAAUUGCCACCCCACAAAUCAUCAUUAACUACGCUUUAUUUUUAGAAGAGCACAAAUAUUUCGAAGAGUCUUUUCGAGCGUACGAAAAGGGUAUCGCAUUAUUUAAAUGGCCAAAUGUUUUCGAUAUAUGGAAUACAUAUUUAACGAAGUUCUUAAAGCGAUAUGGUGGCACAAAGUUGGAACGAGCUCGUGAUUUAUUCGAACAAUGUUUAGAAAACUGUCCAGCGAAAUUUGCUAAAGCAUUGUAUUUAUUAUAUGCAAAAUUAGAAGAAGAAUAUGGAAUGACUCGGCAUGCAAUGGCUGUAUAUGAACGCGCAACAACCGCUGUUUUACCAGAAGAAAUGUUUGAGCUUUUUAAUAUUUACAUAAAAAAAGCAUCAGAAAUAUAUGGGAUUCCAAAAACUAGACAAAUUUACGAGAAAGCUAUUGAAGUAUUACCAGAAGAAAAUACACGAGAAAUGUGUUUACGUUUUGCUGAAAUGGAAACAAAACUUGGUGAAGUCGAUCGUGCUCGAGCAAUCUACGCACAUUGCUCCCAAAUGUGUGAUCCUCGCGUGACCGUUGAUUUCUGGCAAACGUGGAAAGAGUUCGAAGUACGACAUGGUAACGAAGAUACAAUGCGUGAAAUGCUACGUAUUAAGCGUAGUGUCCAAGCAACGUACAACACACAAGUAAACAUGAUGUCUGCGCAAAUGUUAUCUUCGGCAGGUACAAUAGCUGGAACGAUUGCAGAUCUAGCACCAGGUGCCAAAGAUGGUAUGCGAUUAUUAGAAGCAAAAGCUGUUGAAAUGUCUGCAAAUACAGUCGUACGAAGUGGUACUAGUGGGGGCAAUAUUAUGUUUGUUCGAGGUGAAACUGCAGGAACGGAUAAAGUUAAUAAUCCUGAUGAGAUUAAUAUUGAUGACGUUGAAAUGGAUGACGAGGAUGAAUCAGGAGAUGAAAACGAAGAUGCUGCUAUACCAGUAGAACAGCAACAAGUACCUGCGGAAGUAUUUGGAAAUUUGAAACGGAAACAAGGGGAUGAUAGUGAAGAAGAUGAUAAUGAUUAAUUUGAUGUUUUUAAUUGAAUUUUUUAAUGCUUUAAGCUGAAAAUUAUUCACUUUGACCUGAAUGAUAAAAAAAUGAUGUAGACUGUUAAAAAAGGGUUACAUAUUUCGAGAGUCACGGAAAAUUAUUAUUCCUAUAAUAAUUUUCCAAUUUUAAGCUUGUAACAUAAUUAAAAUUAAUUCGGGCCUCGUGAUCGAAAAGAAAAAAAUUUAUUCACUUAUGAAGUUUCAAAUACAGGGUUGGGCAGGGAGGUAUGGAUGAUUUGAAAUAACAGUUACACACUCAUUUUUAAACGAAACUCAAAAUUAAUUUUUUUUAUUGUGUACCUUAGAUGUUGCCAUUAUGAAAAUUUAAGAGGAAAAAAUUAAAACAUUGAUUACGUACGAAAAAUAACAUCUGUAUUGACAGUGACGGUUCGACCGUUUUCUUAGAAAAAGUAAGGGCCAAUAAUCUAGUUUCGACUAAUGCCACACCAAAUAACCACUCCUGACAAAUGAAAAUGGGCUUCGUCAUUCAUAAUCAAGUGUAUGGACAAAAACGGAGAGCAUUUAACAGAUGUUAUUUUUCGUACGUAAUCAAUGUUUUAAUUUUUUCCUCUUUAAUUUUUAUAAUGGUAACAUCUAAAGUACACAUUAAAAAAAUUAAUUUUGAGUUUCGUUUAAAAAUGAGUGUGUAACUGUUAUUUCAAAUCAUCCAUACCUCCCUGUCCAACCCUGUAUAAAACUGUAUUACUGACCAUAGUUACACUAUACUACGCGCUUUCUCUAGACUGUUAACACCCUGUAAAUCACUAAUCUAUUUUUCUUAUAGAAAAAUUAAUGUAUAGGAUGCUAACUUUCUAAAUGAUCUCUCGAAAGAAACUUGUAGUAUAGACCAAGUAUAGUAUGUAACCACAGCCACUUAUUGUGAACUACACCUACCAUCAAAUUUUUUUUCUAACUUAGUGUUCAUACUUUGGAAUCGCAAUUGACUUCUCUAAAUAUGUAAAUUAUUUUUUAGGAUUUCAUAUCUCUUAUGAAUAUAUCCCUUUUA
This is a messenger RNA of Chrysoperla carnea, 3713 nucleotides long. It is a transcript of the gene fand, whose product is annotated as pre-mRNA-splicing factor syf1 homolog. The transcript has 2 exons. Gene Ontology annotation, biological process: mRNA splicing, via spliceosome; generation of catalytic spliceosome for first transesterification step. The record is from RefSeq and is a predicted model, not a curated record. The coding region runs from base 101 to 2683 and encodes 860 amino acids. Gene Ontology annotation, cellular component: U2-type catalytic step 2 spliceosome; Prp19 complex; post-mRNA release spliceosomal complex. NCBI's taxonomy places the organism in Eukaryota, Metazoa, Arthropoda, Insecta, Neuroptera, Chrysopidae. Gene Ontology annotation, molecular function: protein binding.